This is a messenger RNA of Anopheles moucheti, 3504 nucleotides long. RefSeq names its product RNA-binding protein Musashi homolog Rbp6 (gene msi). Gene Ontology annotation, cellular component: cytoplasm. The transcript has 8 exons. Gene Ontology annotation, molecular function: RNA binding. The record is from RefSeq and is a predicted model, not a curated record. Bases 1120 to 2817 code for a protein of 565 amino acids. NCBI's taxonomy places the organism in Eukaryota, Metazoa, Arthropoda, Insecta, Diptera, Culicidae.
CGCUUGCAAGAGUACAGACGUGUCGUUUCCGUGGCUCUCGUUAUACCGAUCUUGGAAAAAAGAUUAUCCUGUAUCCUGCCGAAGGAAAAGUGUUUCGCAGCAUUUUCGCGCGUCCCCCCCGCCCCUAACAUACAAAGUGAAUUGUGAAAAAAAAACAAGCAAAACAAAGAAGCGUAUGUGUAUGUGUGCGUGUGUUAGUGUGCGUUUCGAUAGUGAGAAUAUAGAAAAGCAGAUAAUACCCACCGUAUAUAUAUAUAUAAAUAAUCCACCACUAGAAAGCGAAAGUUGUUUUGUUUUGGGGUGUAAUCCACAAUCAGAAGAUCCUGGAAGCGAAAUUAACCCGUGCGGCUACGCGUUUGUUUACCUGUGUGCCACGCGUGUAAUGUAUGCAUUAAUAUGAUUUAGUGUUUUGUAGUUUUGCGAACAGAAAGUGCAUUUCGGAACUUCUAACCAUUAUAUAGGCACCGCAUUACUCACCUUUAUAUAUGCCCUCUCUCGCUCUAUCUAUGCAUACAUUUGUCUGUACAGUAUCUGGAAUCUAAAUAGUUUCGUUCUUAUCUCUGGUAUGUGUGUUGUUUCAUCCAAAGGCCGAGCGUCUUUAGUAAUCAUACUUCAGAAUAAUAUAAAAUAAGAGAAUACAAAAAAAAACAAACUAAGUAGUGUGCAAAACAAAGCCAAGUAAAAUAACCGCAAACGUAAAACAGAACAGUAGUGUGUGCUAUAUCAUUAGCGUGAAAACAGUAAAUAAUAAACAAAAAAGCAAAACCAAUAUCAAACAGUUUGAAAAAAAAAAACAACCCCGCCUCUCCCCCUCUCAUCACAUCGAACGUAGAACGUAUCCUCUAACUAGCGUAUCUCAGUAGUGUUACUACCAUUUCUACUACUAUAGUGGCAGUUGUAGAGCAAACCGAAUAGGAAAAGGACAGUUGGGGCGAUACUGCAAAGUGUAUUGAAAAAAAAAAAAUUGCGCCCCCAUCCUGCAUCCAGAACCGCUUCUAUUGGUAGUGUAUUGUUGUGGCCGAAUAUAGAAAAACGCAGACCCGACAGCAGCAGCGCCCAGUGAUAGAAGAAACAGCAGCAGCAGAAGCAGCAACAGCAGCAGGAAAACAGAGCGGAAAAAUGCUGUUUGAAAGUACGAUACCUGCCAAAAUGUAUCCCUACAAUGUGCCUCCACCGAUACAGGGCCCAACGGCGGUUCCCGUACCGAACAUAAGAUUGCACGGAGCCACUUUUGGUGCCGGAACGCUAGACCCGAAUGGACUUUUGGACACACACGAACUUCACCCAACACUGGUGCCACUGAAGCCGACUCUACUCACAAGCCAGGCAGCCGCCGUAGCCGCUAGCCAACAGCAAAUUAAGAGAGAACCGACAUCACCGCAGGUACUGUCACCCCAGCAACAACCACAGCCGACCGUAACCCAGCAGCAACAGAUUCAGCAACAGAUCCAGCAGCAACAGGUACAGGCACAGGUUCAGCAACAACAGCAACAGGCGGCACAGCAGCAGGCACAACAGCAAGCUCAGCAGCAGGCACAGCAGCAGGCUCAGCAGCAGCAGGUGCAGGCGCAACAACAGCAGCAGGUGAAUGGAGCGAGCGCGAACGGGUGCCCCAAGGGAGGCAACGCCAGCAAUGGCAGCUCGUCUGGCCGCUCGACACCGAACAACGGUAGCGAUCCGGCACCGGGGAAGCUGUUUGUGGGCGGAUUAAGCUGGCAAACGUCGUCCGAAAAGCUGAGCGAGUAUUUCGGCAUGUUUGGUACGGUUACGGAUGUACUGAUCAUGAAGGAUCCCGUCACGCAGCGAAGCCGAGGGUUCGGUUUCAUCACAUUCCAGGAGCCGAACAGUGUGGACAAGGUUCUACAGGUACCGAUCCACACGCUCGACGGUAAGAAGAUUGAUCCGAAACACGCAACGCCGAAGAAUCGGCCCAAGACCCAGUCGAACAAAACGAAGAAGAUUUUUGUCGGUGGCGUAAGCCAGGACACGUCAGCCGAGGAGGUGAAGGCCUACUUCAGCCAGUUCGGCAAGGUCGAGGAAACGGUGAUGCUGAUGGAUCAGCAGACGAAGCGCCACCGUGGGUUCGGUUUCGUGACGUUCGAGAACGAGGAUGUGGUCGACCGGGUGUGUGAAAUUCACUUCCACACCAUCAAAAACAAGAAAGUAGAGUGCAAGAAGGCCCAGCCGAAGGAGGCGGUUGCACCGACCGCACAGCAGCUGCUGCAGAAGCGCAUCAUACUGGGCAAUCUGGGCGUUCCGAUGGCAGCGGCCGCUCCGAAUUCGGCUGCCGCCGCACGUCUCGUUGGGGCGGCCCAGGCAGGCGGUAAUCCAGGUCUGGUGAAUCCGCUCGCAACCAACCAGCUGUUGGUGCAGGCGCAAGCUCAAGCUGCCCAGGCUGCUGCGGCAGCUGCCGCCAUGCAAGUACAAAAUGGUUUCGGCAAAGUCUUUACUACAUAUCCACCGCAACUGCAUAGCUUUAGAUACUCGCCAUACUCCAUUCCAUCGGCAGCAGCCGCCGCCGCGAAUGCAGCCGCAGGUGUUAAUCCACUGUCGGGCGUGGCCGCCAGUCAGGCCGCCCAGGGUCAGCCGCAACAGGUGCCGCAUCCGACGUCCGUGGCCGGAGCAACGGUCGCUACGCAAGCUGCCCCACAGCAGACGAACCAGCAGGCAGCCGCCGCCGCACAGAUGGCCGCCGCCGGGCUGACGAACCCUUACCCGGGAUACAGCCUGACCAAUGUUGAUAUGUCGAGCUUCCAGGGCGUCGACUGGGGCUCGCUGUACGGCAUGGGAAUAUUGUAUCCCGAAAGCCACUGUUGAGAUCAGCGUCUUCAUCACCUCUACCACCUAUUGUCACGUGGUAGCUAACGAAUGCAACACACCUGUUGCAGUUCUGGGUUCCCUUUCCGGGUUGCAACCGGCACAUACACACACUACUACCUGUAAGGGUUAACCAAACCCCCCUUUUUUCUCUGCCUUUUGAUUGCAUAGCGAUGAGCGAUUGGAAGCAUUGGAAACGAGCAAUAACGUAUGCGAUCAUCCACCUUGGGGCGUACACAUCGUAAAGAAUACGGUUAAGAUUGGAAAGGAGAUCAGGAUUUUACCGCAUCAUUUGAUUCAUAAGAUACAUCAUGAAGACUGUUUUAGUUAAGCAUCGGUUUACGGUUAGCUGCCAAUCAAUAUUUUAAUUAUGAUUUUAAAGUUUCCUAGCGUAGCCGCAGGAAAUAUCGUUUAGUUAGACGCUAUUUUCAAGAUGAGAUAUUAUCCUAAGAGCAAAAUCGCCGAUCAAUGGUUCCAGCUGGGUGUUAUGUAUUAGAUUUAUUUUAGGAAGAUCAGUGGAAAAAAGUCACUAAACACAUUCACUUCAUUCAUGACUGCGCGCUGUGGGGUUGCGCAGGGUACAAUAAGAAGCGUGCGGCAUGUUUCUACUCACUUUACUGACAUUACAGCUCAGUAUCUUAUCACUUGCUUGUGCCGUUUCAAAUUCUGCUGAGAGUACACACACCA